Molecule: messenger RNA, 1095 nt
Organism: Fraxinus pennsylvanica
Lineage: Eukaryota; Viridiplantae; Streptophyta; Magnoliopsida; Lamiales; Oleaceae
Source: the annotation of a GenBank genome assembly
AUGGGAUCAUCUCUGACACAAAAACCAGUGAUCCUACUCCAAUCAAAACCAAUGACAAAUCAGAUAUCUGAAGCGCAAUAUUUGCUGACUAUUAACAUCACUUGGCAUUUCUUCAUUUUUACGAUAAAUUCCAUAGUUGGAUCGAAUUUAUUUCAUAAGAACCUCUUAGGGAUUCCAAGUCUACAGUUGAAUUUUUAUACCCCGGCGGAUUUUGAUUUUUCUCAAUCAUUAUAUGGCGAAUCGAGGCAGUUAAAGCUGUCGGCGUUAAAUUAUAAAGGAAGAAGAAAUUUGGGGAUUUGCGGUGUUGAGGUCAAAAGGAGCAUUUUGGCGCCAAUUAAGGCAAUGGAGUCUUCCAAAACGACGUCACCCAUCAAUGGCAAUGCGGGCAGUUUCUGGCAAUCCGGAUGCAAUUCCGGCGACGAUUUCAUUACAAAUGAACGUGAUGAUUUUUCCGGCAAAAAUAUGCCCCCGAUGUCUACAAUUGGAAAUUCGACGAAUAUUUUUUGGCACAAAUGUAUUGUGGAGAAGAGUGACAGACAACAGCUGCUUGGACAGAAGGGUUGUGUCAUUUGGAUUACUGGCCUUAGCGGUUCAGGAAAAAGUACUUUGGCAUGUGCUUUAAGUCGUGGCUUACAUGCUAGAGGAAAGCUCACCUACAUACUUGAUGGUGAUAAUGUUCGCCACGGUCUAAACAGCGACCUUGGUUUUAAAGCUGAAGAUCGAGCAGAGAACAUAAGAAGGAUUGGAGAGGUGGCAAAGCUAUUUUCAGAUGCUGGAGUUAUUUGUAUUGCAAGUUUGAUAUCACCUUACAGAAAGGAUCGUGAUGCCUGUCGUGCAUUACUUCCAGAAGGAGAUUUUAUUGAGGUAUUCAUGGAUGUUCCUCUGCAAGUGUGCGAGACUAGGGAUCCAAAGGGAUUAUACAAGCUUGCACGAGCUGGAAAAAUCAAAGGUUUUACAGGUGUUGAUGAUCCAUAUGAGCCACCAUUAAAUCCUGAGAUAGUAUUGCAUCAACAAGGAGGGAUGUCUGAUUCUGCAACAAAUUUGGCCGAAAUAGUGAUUUCAUACUUGGAAAGAAAAGGGUACCUGGAGUCUUGA